Aspergillus nidulans FGSC A4 is the source of this 704-nucleotide messenger RNA. It is a transcript of the gene tim13, whose product is annotated as protein translocase subunit TIM13. Gene Ontology annotation, cellular component: mitochondrial inner membrane; mitochondrial intermembrane space; mitochondrial intermembrane space chaperone complex. Lineage: Eukaryota; Fungi; Ascomycota; Eurotiomycetes; Eurotiales; Aspergillaceae. The record is from RefSeq and is a predicted model, not a curated record. Gene Ontology annotation, molecular function: unfolded protein holdase activity. Bases 78 to 404 code for a protein of 108 amino acids. The transcript is spliced from 2 exons. Gene Ontology annotation, biological process: protein insertion into mitochondrial inner membrane.
GAACAAUCACAGCUUCAGGCAUACAAUUCCUUUUUCACCUUUUCACUUCGGAACCGACAUAGACUACACAACUAAAAAUGGCUCUUUUUGGCUCUUCUGCCCCCGCCGCUGCGGCGCCCGCCAACUCCGCCGAGGACGUCCAGCAAACCAAAGCCAACCUCAUCGCACAGCUCCAACAGGAGAUGGCUAUGGCCAAUGCUAAGAAACUCAUCAGCAAAGUUAACCAGAACUGCUUCGAGAACUGUAUCACAGCCCCCGGCUCCUCAUUGUCCGCCAGCGAAUCGACUUGCCUGUCUAGCUGUAUGGAGAAGUACAUCCAGUUCUGGAACGCCGCCAGCAAGGCGUAUAUUGCUCGCGCGACUACGCAGACUGUCGCGGCGAAUGCGAUGGCUACGGAGCUGUGAACUUGUGACGCGAGGCGGUUGAUUAGGUGGUUGAUGACAUACCGGAUGGGAACUCUCGGAGAAGAUCAUAACAUGUACAAUAUGAAUGGAGGGAAUGUAUAAAGUACUAGGUUUACUUGAGUUGGGGCUGAUGUCUGAACUUGCAUGCGUUGAGGUGCUAUGUUUUUGGACUUUGGGGGCUACUGUUGUAUAGUAUACAACUUGUCUAAGGCAGGCAGUUCUCGGUUUAGUCUUCAUGAGAAGACAAUUGUGAAGUAUUUACAUAAGAUUGUACAGACCUCCACAGGCAAGAAUCAAAAA